AUGUUCCUUGUACUUGCGUUUGUUCUCAGUCUUCUCAAGCUGGUAUCAGGCCAGUGGGAAGUGAAUGGACCAGCCAAGCCUGUCCAGGCCAUGGUGGGAGAUGAUGCAAUAUUCUCCUGCUUUCUUUCUCCUGAGACAAGUGCAGAAACCAUGGAAGUGCGGUUCUUCAAGAGUCUGUUUUCUCAUGUGGUCCAUAACUACAAGGAUGGGGAAGAGCAGAAUUAUAUGCAGAAGCAAGACUAUAGGGGUAGAACUGAGUUCAUGAAGGACUCCAUUACUACAGGGCGUGUCUUUCUGAAGCUUAAAAACAUCACUUCCUCAGAUGCUGGCACGUAUGGGUGCUGGUUUGCUUCACAGACUUAUUACAAUGAGGCCAUCUGGGAGCUGCGGGUAUCAGGUUGGGGCUCAACUCCUCUUGUUUCUCUCACGGGAUAUGUUGAUGGAGGAAUCCAGCUCCGCUGCCAGUCUUCAGGCUGGUUCCCCCAGCCAAUAGUGAAGUGGAAAGACCCACAGGGACAGGAUUUGUCCUCAGACACAAGAAUGAAUUUAGAUAGUCAUGGCAUGUUUGAUGUGGAGACUUCCUUUGUGGUAAAAGAAAAUGCUAGAAACAUAUCAUGUUCCAUUCAGUAUGCGGACCAGAGUCGAGGGGUGCAGUCCAGGCUAUGGAUAGGUGAGACAUUUUUCCAGCCUUCACCUUGGCGUCUGGCUUCCAUUUUACUGGGAUUACUCUUUUGUAGUCUAUUCAUUGGUGCUGUUGGGUAUUGGAUUUUCAUCAUCAAAUCCCAGAGUAAGUAUCAGAGAAAAACAUUAAAUUGUGACAGAAGAAGGACCCAAAAACAAGCAGAAUGGAGAGAUGCCCGGAAACACACAGCGAUGGUUACUCUGGAUCCAGACACAGCUCAUCCCCAGCUCAUCAUUUCUAAUCUGAAAUCUGUAACUCAUAGAGAAGUUCCCCAGGAAGUUCCUUCUUCCAAGAAGAGAUUUAAGAAGAGACAGUGUGUGGUGGCUUCUCAGGGCUUUUCUGCAGGGAAGCAUUACUGGGAAGUGGAUGUGGGAUUCAAAAAAAGAUGGUGUUUGGGAGUGUGUCAGGAUAAUGUGGACAGGCAGGACAAAGACGGAAUUUUAUCUCCUCAGUAUGGGUACUGGAUCAUUGGACAGAGCAAAGCAGAUGGGUAUUUCACAUUCAAUCCAAAGAGAAUCUGUUUAUCUCUAAAGACCAACCCUACACGAGUGGGGAUCUUCCUAGAUUAUGAGGGUGGGGAUAUUUCCUUCUUCAGUAUAAAUGACCAAUGUCACAUUUAUACCCUGGAGCAUCAGUUUGAAGGCUUAUUGAGGCCCUUCAUUGAGCCUUGGUCAUAUUCUGAGGAAAAUCAGAUGCCCAUAGUCAUCAUUUAG
Molecule: messenger RNA, 1395 nt
Organism: Chrysochloris asiatica (Cape golden mole)
Lineage: Eukaryota; Metazoa; Chordata; Mammalia; Afrosoricida; Chrysochloridae
Gene: BTNL8
Product: butyrophilin-like 8
Exons: 7
Coding region: 1-1395 (464 amino acids)
Biological process (GO): regulation of cytokine production; T cell receptor signaling pathway
Cellular component (GO): external side of plasma membrane
Molecular function (GO): signaling receptor binding
Source: RefSeq, a predicted model, not a curated record